Molecule: messenger RNA, 2091 nt
Organism: Lodderomyces beijingensis
Lineage: Eukaryota; Fungi; Ascomycota; Pichiomycetes; Serinales; Debaryomycetaceae
Source: the annotation of a GenBank genome assembly
AUGCCUGCCAGCACCAGCGCCACCGCCGGCGCCAGCCCGACACUUGAUCUCCGGCAAUUCAAUGAGGCUACUUUGCAGAGCUUGCUCGCCCAAUUGGACAAGAUUUAUUCCACCAACAACUUGCUCGUGUUGGACCCCACGCUAUCGUCGUUGAUUAAUCGAUUGACCUCCUUUUCCACCAUCAAAGAGCACGGCAAGUGUCAGAAUGUCACUUGGCUAAACGAUGACCUUGCAUCGAUUCCGGCCAACGUUUUUGCCAAAUACUCGAGCUUGGUCUUUAUUCUACCAGAGUCGCAAAAUGCGUUGCUGAAAUUGAAAAACUAUACCAAGUCGAUAUCACAGAGUGUAUCAUCCAGCAUAAAAUUCAACAUUGUCGUCAAGGACUUGACUCGACGGUUUCUAUUGCAAAUCAAUAGGCAGUUUGACGGCAUCGGCGACUUUGAGAAGGUUUUGUCCUUGCCCAACUUGUCCAAACCGUUUGCAAUCACCUCCAAAAUCAAGGUUUUCAACUGGUGCACGGAUCCAAUUUACAGCGACGGAGUCUUGAUCACCACCAAUGGCGCGAGUCUCGCGGGGAUCCACGACUAUUUCGAAAGGCCAUUGAAGCAAAUGAACCAGUUGAUAGAUGCGCUUAUCAAGGUAUUGUUUGUUGGGGUCAAGCAUGAGACAAAGCACAAGCAUUUGUUCAAGCUUCGAAACGUGUACGCCAAGGGAAGCCACGCGAGUCUACUCGUUGAGAUGUUGAUCAAUUCAAAAAUCCCGGAAUAUUUGAACGAGAACAUGCAGCCCACCGAGAUUGAGUUUUAUACUGAAAAGCUCCAUAGCAACACAGAUUUGGUGGUUGUCGAGCGGAAUCUUGAUUUCUUCCCCGUUGUAUUUAACCAAUUAAACUACCACGGUAUUGUCGAUGAUUUGUUUGGCAUUAAUUUUGAAAACAUUGUUGAUUUCAACGAGAAUGUGGGCAAGGACUUGAGCCACGACGACCUUUACAACAACGACUUGAAGCACUUGAAUUUCUCAACGGUGGGGUCACGAUUAAAUACCUUGGCGAAAUUUAUCAAGCAGCAGUUUGAAGAUAGCGGACACAAGGACGAAGCCAACAUUAGUGAGAUGAAGGCGUUGGUCAUGGCCUUGGGCAAUUUGUCUGUGCAACAAGAACUAAUCAGAAAGCACACCGUCAUUGGAGAAAAUGUAGUCAAGAAAGUGGAGAAGGAAUAUGAAAAGUUUUUGACUUUUCAAAACGACAUAUUCGAUAUGGACUAUAAGCUCCAGAUAUCCAAGUUGAAGUCCUUUAUUAAUCUCAACUACCCGAUAGACAAUAUCUGGACCAUCCUUUUAUUGAUUGGCUACAUCAAUGACGGGAUUCUCAACAAGGACUUGGACAAGAUCUCAAAUGAAUUGCAAGACAAUUUUGGUCUUGAAGCUGCUCUUGCACUUCAAAAAAUCGUUGACCUUAAAUUGAUUCGCGUGAUUAAUGAUUCAUCUAAUGAUUUCUUCACCUCUCUAGGGUUGACAAGCCAGAAGAAACGCACCCCGGUGCCACAGCGAGAGGACGAAGAAACCACCUUGGGCAUCACUGGAGGCAGGGAUGUCUUCAAGAGCAAUUACACACUUAUAAACAAGUUUUGGAACUUGCACCCAUUACAAGAGGAAGGCGAUGGCAUCAAAGACGACAGUAAAAAGGCAGACAAUCAAGAGUCCACGAGUCUCACUACACUAUACCCUGCGCCUUCGUUCACGUUACCGGGAGGUACAGUUCCCUUGAUAUAUCGACUCGUCGAGUCCUUGUAUCUUCGCGACUUUCUAAAAUACAAACCGAUUAACAAUCUCAAAAGAAGACCCAAUUGGGAUAAUUUGGGGCUCAACACCAUGUUUGCAGGUAGGACCCUUGAUCUCAAUUUGCAGAAUGUAAAUGACGACAAGCUGAAAUAUUUGGUGGUGGUGGUAAUGGGCGGGAUAACGAGAAGCGAAAUCACUUGCUUCAAGUAUCUAGAGGAAAAACUCAAGGAAAGAGGCAACCACAAGGAGAUUAUCAUCUUGAGCAGUGGGAUAGUCAACCAUCGUAAGUUCUGGCUGUUCAUUGGUCAGUGA